AUGCAACGAAGCGACCUUUACAAACACAUUUCGGUGGACGACCUUCCAGACUCAGUCUGCUACCGCGAUAUCGAGCUAUUUUACCUUGAAGACCCAAAUAGCAAACGCGAUGCUCUUUGUGCCACCAUCGAGUUUCGCAAUCUUAAAGAAGCUCGUCCAAAUGCCCAGGAUAACCCCAGCAUCCUAAUACACGACGCCGCCAAACACAUCGCUGCCACUUCGGCCCAAUUCCUGCGCGAUGUGGUGGCAUUCCGAGCCAGAAUCCAGGCUCAGUUACCCCCCAGUCUUUUCAAUGCCCAGGGAGUGUUAAGGGAGAAUGACGGAGUCUACAUUGGAAUCCUCGCGACUCUGAGUUAUGAAUUUCUGGUGGCAUUCUAUGCAACCAUUGCUAUAGGCGCCGCCGCAGUGCCAUUAUCGACGAACAUUCUCCCUGGAGAGGGCGAGUGGCUUUUAGCGAAAUGUCGCGCGGCUGGUUUGUUGGUCGCAUCGGAUCAGACCAAACUAGCGUCCCAGAUACUGGGAGCCACCCCGGCCCGCUGUUGUCUGAUUCCCAUCCACUACGCGCUCGACGAAAGUUUCACGGCCGUCCCUUAUAUCACAGAUGAGAUUUCGUUUCCGCCUGCACAGCCGGGCCUUCUGCUUUUCACGUCUGGGACCACCGGGCCUCCCAAGGUCUACCGCCCGGUGAAUGGCCUCUCAGGAGUCCUUAAUCUCAUGGACCUUAUUUACGUCGGGGCCCGGGCAGAGCUCUUCCCCGGCGGCAUCCAAGCUCAGCCAAUCUGGGAACGACUGGGACAAGGCGGGGUGACAGUGUUGGCCGGGGCAACUCGAUUCUGGAGUGUUUUGCGGUCGUACUACGAGGAGUCCCUCCGUUCAUUGCCAACUUCAGAGCUCUCGAAAUAUGACGAAGGGGUGCACAAUCUCCGGGUGGGUGACCCCGGGGAGCUGCUUGUGAAAGCCCCAACUAUGAUGCUAGGGUACAUCGACGAUGCAGAGCGAACCCGGGAUGCCUUCGACGACGACGGAUACUUCAAAACGGGGGACCUAGCUCACCGGGACCGUGAUGGCACGUAUGUCAUUGAUGGCCGCGCAUCCGCCGAUUUCGUGCGUUUCAGCGGGUUGAGGAUCCCAGCAUACGAAGUCGAAUCACAGAUCUGUGAACUCCCCUACGUCUCCGAGGUGUAUGUCCUCUCCGUUCCGGACACGCGAUAUGGACAAAGUGUCGGCUCAUUGGUUCGCCUACGGCCGGGCGCCGUCGCGGGCAAUUGGGCUAAAAGCAAAAAUGGCUUUACACCACUCUCGUGGGCAGCUUGGGAGGGCCGUAAAGUGGUAAAGCUGUUGCUUGCCAAUAAUGCCAAUAUUGAAUCUAAAGCAAUACCAACCAGACAGAUCUUAUUGGCAAUUGAGAACGGGCAUGAGGUGGUAGUGAGACUGCUAGUGAAAUUAAAGGCAAAAAUGUUCAGACGACAGCGGAGGUUAGACUGCCUUCCUAGCGCCGCCCAACACUAG
Molecule: messenger RNA, 1509 nt
Organism: Aspergillus tanneri
Lineage: Eukaryota; Fungi; Ascomycota; Eurotiomycetes; Eurotiales; Aspergillaceae
Exons: 9
Coding region: 1-1509 (502 amino acids)
Biological process (GO): fatty acid metabolic process
Molecular function (GO): protein binding; medium-chain fatty acid-CoA ligase activity
Source: RefSeq, a predicted model, not a curated record